This is a messenger RNA of Rhagoletis pomonella (apple maggot), 1336 nucleotides long. RefSeq names its product RAB6-interacting golgin (gene Gorab). Gene Ontology annotation, biological process: non-motile cilium assembly. The transcript has 4 exons. Bases 152 to 1183 code for a protein of 343 amino acids. Lineage: Eukaryota; Metazoa; Arthropoda; Insecta; Diptera; Tephritidae. The record is from RefSeq and is a predicted model, not a curated record.
GCUGUAUUGGUUGAUAAAUAAUCGUAGGCAUUUUUUAAUUCUUGCGCUGAUGAUCAUUCCUAUCUUGUUUGCAUUGCAUUAAAGUAUUUCUAUAUUAAAUAUUGUAAAAAGUGACUAAUUUAGUAGCUAUUUUUUAAAGAAACUAAUAAAUAUGUCGAGUAAUUUCGACGGCUUUAGUCAAGAUGAGAUAAACAAAGUUUCCGGAGGCACCAAAAGCAGAAGUAAUCGAGGCCAACCAGUAGCGGAUGCAGCAGUAAAACCUGCAUUUCGUGGCCAACAUGGCGGUAUAAGACGCAUGCCAGAGAAGUGGUCACGAUCAAUUGAAUCUCAAAGAAAAAAAAUUACAAGCUCGCAGUCGACUAAACCAGCGCCAACGGUAAUGCUAAACGAAAAAUCCGAUGCAAGUAAACAUGUUGAAGCAGAAUGUAAUAUCUUGGAUAAAAUUAGUUUUGAUGACAGCAUGUCUAAAUCACUUGAGGAGGCGCUCUUCUGUCAACCACUACGAAAGUGUAGCGAAGCUUUAAAUGAACGCAAAACCAAUGGCACGAAUGCUGCCAAAGCAAAUACCAACGAAUUAGACGAUUCCUCGAUACUAAAGUUGCCGGAGUCUGUUAAUGAUGUAUCCUCGACCUCGACAAAUGACUCUUCCAUACUGCCCGCUCCUUCAUCAAAAAAAUCCACACCGACAACGGAGGAGCUCAAUACUGAUUCACCAUUUAAAGGGGUAUCGCUGCGGGAAUUCGAAACGCAACGCAAAUUAGUUGAGGAGCAAAACAAGCAAAAAAAGGAGUUACUACAUAAAGCUAUCGAGCUACACUCUCAGAAAACCGCAGCAGAAACACGAAAAAUUGCUGAAAUCAAGCAGGAACUUGCCAAAUUGGACGAUGAUCUGGCACUCGACGUCUCAAUUCUUCGCAAACAAAUUGACAAUGCAUGCAUAUAUUUUUCGCAAGUCGAAAAACAGUAUAUAAAAAUAGAGGCUCAGUUUUUGAAAGCAAAAAUAGAUUUGCAUAAUGCAGCGGAGAAAAAGGAGUUGCUGACCGAGCACCUAUGUACGGUGAUUGCGCAUAAUGAAGAUCGUAAGGCGCAAAAACUUUCGGAAUUGAUGCAGAAAGUAGGACUGACCGAAACAGGAGAAUUAGAAUUAGGAAUACAAAAUGAGUUGAAUGGUGAUAAUCACUAGAUGAAACUAUAACACAAUAACAUUGCCUCCCUGAAACCAAUAUAAUAUUACUAAACAAAAUAAUAGCUAUAUGUAGUGUAUAAAGUUAAACUUUAUAUUGUAUUUUAUUUAAUAUAUAUCAAAUGAAUUGGCUCCCAUAUUGAACAAAUUGUA